Molecule: messenger RNA, 990 nt
Organism: Rotaria sp. Silwood1
Lineage: Eukaryota; Metazoa; Rotifera; Eurotatoria; Philodinida; Philodinidae
Source: the annotation of a GenBank genome assembly
AUGGCAUCGCCCAUAGAAAUGAUCCAGAAAGCAUCGGCUCCAGAUGAGUAUAUCUGGGAAUAUCAGGCGUGUGCUGAUCCAUGGGAUACAACACAAAUAGCUGAGUGGACACCUUAUCCUGAUGAUACAUCAUCAGCCAUCGAAAAAGCUUACAAACGCGGCGCUGAAGAGACAUUUAUUAAUGAAAUUUAUCGUAUCGAUUUGAAACACUUUGUACAACAGCAUAUUGAUGACCGGAGCCGACAACGACCCAUUCGACGACAACAUCGUUUUCCUUCGCAUAUUUCCAGUGACGUAGAGACCAGAAACGAAUGUCGACGUCGUGAACGAUUAUCUUUUCCUUUGGGAUUGGUUUCAUCUCGUAAUACAAGUGUAGAUACAAAUUUUCAUGGUUCAUCAUUUAUUACCGAUUGGCUAUUGGAAUUCACCAAGGGAAAACUGAAAGUUACAUUCGAUUCUAUCUUUCCUGUCCUUGUACAAGUUAAUACUGCAUUACGCGACGAUGAUCGAACUAAACUGGACACUCUUGGACCUUACUGUUAUCUCGUUUACAAUAGUAUUGGUCGACGUCUUAAAGAUUAUCUUUCCAUUCGUCAUCGUCUUCGACAAGCUGUUCAUCCAACAGAAUCUCAGUCGAUGAUAGUCUAUCGCGGCGAUCAUAUAUCUCGUGAAAUUAUAGAAGAAUAUCGACAGGCAGCUGGAAACAAUAACCAAUAUUUUAAAUGGCUUUCAUUCGUUUCGACUUCACUCAGUCGAGACGUUGCCGAAAGCUUCGGAUGCAAUGUUUUGUAUAUUAUUGAAUUACAACGUCAUUUGACUAACGAUCAAUUUACAAAUUUACGGAGAAACAGUUUCAUUGAGGACGAAGAAGAGAUUGUAUUACGACCAGGAAUGAGAUUUCGAGUGGACAAAGUGGAAUUUGAUGAUUUGACUGGACGACAAUUAGUUUAUAUUAAAAUUGUCCCAUCAUACGUAUUCAAUUUAAGAUGA